This is a messenger RNA of Calypte anna (Anna's hummingbird), 4244 nucleotides long. It is a transcript of the gene ERBB2, whose product is annotated as erb-b2 receptor tyrosine kinase 2. The record is from RefSeq and is a predicted model, not a curated record. NCBI's taxonomy places the organism in Eukaryota, Metazoa, Chordata, Aves, Apodiformes, Trochilidae. Gene Ontology annotation, cellular component: basal plasma membrane; signaling receptor complex. Gene Ontology annotation, molecular function: transmembrane receptor protein tyrosine kinase activity; ATP binding. Gene Ontology annotation, biological process: protein phosphorylation; positive regulation of MAPK cascade; positive regulation of kinase activity.
CUCCGCACCGAAAACUUUCCCGGAGCGUCCGGCGGGGCCAUGGGCCGCGGCCCGCGCUGAGCACCAUGUUCCCCGCCGGAGGCUGCCUCGGCGCCGGGCUGCUGCUGCUGGCUGCCCUCUGCCCCCCCGCCGACACCGAAGUCUGCACCGGGACCGACAUGAAGCUGCUACGCCCCUCCAGCCCCGAGAGCCACUACGAGACCCUGCGGCACCUCUACCAGGGCUGCCAGGUGGUCCAGGGCAACCUGGAGCUCACCUACCUGCCCCCCGAUGCUGACACCGCCUUCCUCAAGGACAUCAAGGAGGUGCAGGGUUACGUGCUGAUUGCGGAGAACCAAGUGAGCCAGCUGGAGCUGCAGAACCUGCGCAUCAUCCGGGGGACACAGCUCUUCCAGGACCGCUACGCCUUGGCCGUGGUGGGCAACGCCAGCCCCACCGGCACGCCGGGGCUGCGCCAGCUCGGCAUGAGGAACCUCACAGAGAUCCUGAAAGGAGGGGUGCGUAUCGAGAGGAACCCCCAGCUCUGCUUCCAGGAAACCAUCCUCUGGGCUGAUAUCUUCCACCGGCACAACGAGCUCCAUGGCGAGACCCACGUGGACAGCACCCGCACCCGCAGCUGUCCUGACUGCCGGGCACUGUGUGCCGAGGGGCACUGCUGGGGUGAGGGACCACAGGACUGCCAGACACUGACCAACAGCAUCUGCCACGGUUGUCCCCGCUGCAAGGGGAGGAAGCCGACUGACUGCUGCCACGAGCAGUGUGCCGCGGGCUGCACCGGCCCCAAGCACUCCGACUGCCUGGCAUGCCUGAACUUCAACCGGAGCGGGAUCUGUGAGCUGCACUGUCCCCCCCUCGUCAUCUACAACUCGGACACCUUCGAAUCGGUGCCCAACCGCGACGGGCGCUACACCUUCGGUGCCAGCUGUGUCAGCCAGUGUCCCUAUAACUACCUGGCAACGGAGGUGGGGUCCUGCACCCUCGUGUGUCCCCAGAACAGCCAAGAGGUGACGGUCAACAACAUCCAGAAGUGUGAGAAGUGCAGCAAGCCCUGCCCGGAGGUGUGCUACGGCCUGGGAGUGGAUUUCCUGAAGGGCGUCCGUGCUGUCAAUGCCUCCAAUAUCCAGCACUUCACUGGCUGCACCAAGAUCUUUGGCAGCUUGGCCUUCCUGCCCGAGACCUUCACUGGGGACCCCAGCACCAACACGCCGCCCCUGGACCCCAAACUGCUGCGGAUCUUCGAGAGCCUGGAGGAGCUGACGGGCUUCCUCUACAUUGCUGCCUGGCCGCCUGACUUCCAGGACCUGGGUGUCUUCCAGAACCUGCGGGUCAUCCGGGGCCGCGUGCUGCACAACGGUGCCUACUCGCUGACGCUGCGGGAGCUGCCGGUGCGGGCGCUGGGGCUCCGUGCCCUGCAGGAGAUCAGCAGCGGGAUGGUUCUCAUCCACCACAACCCCCAGCUCUGCUUCCUCCAGAAGGUGCCGUGGGGCAGCAUCUUUCGCAACCCCCGCCAGCGCCUCUUCCAGACCCACAACAAGCCCCCCGAGCAGUGCGAGAGUGAGGGGCUGGUCUGCUUCCACCUCUGUGCCCACGGACACUGCUGGGGCCCCGGACCCACCCAGUGCGUGGCCUGCGAGCGGUUCCUGCGUGGCCAGGAGUGUGUGGCCUCCUGCAACCUCCUGGAUGGAGCCAUCCGGGAGCACGCCAAUGGGACACGGUGCCUGCCCUGCCACCCCGAGUGCCAGCCCCAGAACGGCACCGAGACCUGCUUCGGAUCAGACGCAGACCAGUGCGUGGCCUGUGCCCACUACAAGGACGCGCAGCAGUGCGUGCGGCGCUGCCCCAGUGGGGUGAAGGCUGACGCCUCCUUUGUGCCGGUCUGGAAGUACCCAGAUGAAGAUGGCAUCUGCCAGCUCUGCCCCACCAACUGCACCCACUCGUGCACGAUCCGGGAUGAGGAUGGUUGUCCUGUGGACCAGAAACCAAGCCAGGUGACAUCCAUCAUUGCUGGUGUGGUGGGGGCUCUGCUGGUCGUUGUCCUCCUGCUCAUCACCGUCGUCUGCGUCAAGCGCCGGCGGCAGCAGGAGCGGAAACACACCAUGAGGCGCCUGCUGCAGGAGACUGAGCUGGUGGAGCCGCUGACGCCCAGUGGGGCCCUCCCCAACCAAGCCCAGAUGCGGAUCCUCAAGGAGACAGAGCUCAAGAAAGUCAAAGUUUUGGGUUCUGGUGCUUUUGGCACUGUUUACAAGGGCAUCUGGAUCCCUGAUGGGGAGAGCGUGAAGAUCCCAGUGGCCAUCAAGGUCUUGCGGGAGAACACCUCACCCAAAGCCAACAAGGAGAUCCUGGAUGAGGCCUACGUGAUGGCAGGGGUGGGCAGCCCCUACGUGUCCCGGCUGCUGGGCAUCUGCCUGACCUCCACGGUGCAGCUGGUGACCCAGCUGAUGCCCUACGGAUGCCUCUUGGACUACGUGCGGGAGAACAAGGACCGCAUCGGCUCCCAGGACCUGCUCAACUGGUGUGUGCAGAUUGCCAAGGGGAUGAGUUACCUGGAGGAGGUGCGGUUGGUUCACCGGGACCUGGCUGCUCGCAACGUCCUCGUCAAGAGCCCCAACCAUGUCAAGAUCACCGACUUCGGGCUGGCCCGGCUGCUCGACAUCGAUGAGACCGAGUACCACGCUGAUGGGGGCAAGGUCCCCAUCAAGUGGAUGGCACUGGAGUCCAUCCUCCACCGGCGCUUCACGCACCAGAGCGAUGUCUGGAGCUACGGUGUCACCGUGUGGGAGCUGAUGACCUUUGGAGCGAAGCCCUACGAAGGGAUCCCUGCCCGGGAGAUCCCUGACCUGCUGGAGAAGGGCGAGCGGCUGCCUCAGCCACCCAUCUGCACCAUCGAUGUCUACAUGAUCAUGGUGAAAUGCUGGAUGAUCGACUCCGAGUGCCGGCCCAAGUUUCGGGAGUUGGUCACCGAGUUCUCCCGCAUGGCCCGGGACCCCCAGCGCUUCGUGGUCAUCCAGAAUGAUCUGGUGGGGCUGCCCGGCUCCAUUGACAGCACCUUCUACCGAGCCCUGCUGGAGGAGGAGGACAUGGAUGACCUGGUGGAUGCUGAGGAGUACCUGGUCCCUCACCAGGGCUUCUUCAGCGCCGAGACCUCCACCACCUAUCGCAGCCGUAUCUCCUCCACACGGAGCACGGCGGAGACCCCGGUGGACGUGGAGGAGGGCGAGGGCUUGGCUGCCUUCCCCUUUCCCCCUCCGGGCCUGCCCGAGGGACCCGUGACAGAGGGGCCAGAGGGGGAUGGAGGGGCCAAGGUGUCCCGGCAGAGCCCGUCGGGGCGGGAGCCCGGCCCCCUGCCCCGGUACAGCGAGGACCCCACCGGGAUGGCGGGAGAGGAGAGCGAGGGCCUGGACCCCGAGGGCUUCACCGCCCCGGCCCCCUGCACCACCAUGCCAGAGUACGUGAACCAGGCUGGGCAGCGUUCACCCCCCCGGCACCCCCACACUCCCCCAUCCCCGCCGGACAAGCCCAAGGGACACCAGGGUAAGAACGGGCUCAUCAAGGAGGCCAAGCACCCCUUCCCAGCACCCUUCGGCCACGCCGUGGAGAACCCCGAGUACUUGGCCCCCCCGGCGCCCACCCCCCUCCCCUUCAGCCAAGCCUUCGACAACCCCUACUACUGGAACCAGGAGCCCCCCAAGGCACUCUGCCCCGAGGGUGGCCCCAGCACGACACCCACUGCUGAGAACCCCGAGUACCUGGGGCUGGGCAGUCCUGAGGACGCAGCCGUGUAGGGGCCUGUGGAAACCCCCCCCACUUCACCGAGGCAGCUUGGGGAGGGACAGCACAGCCAGAACCCAGCCGGGGGCUGUUCCCUCUGCCUGGUGGCAGGGUGACACCGGCCACGCCACAGGGUGACACCGGCCACGGAGGGCUGGGAGAGCCCCAGACGCUGCGGGACGGCAUGGCAGCAGGCGUGGGGAUGGAGGGGUCACCCCUUGUGCCCCCCCCUCUGCCCCUCCAAGCCCCUGGAGGUGACCCACAAGUGCACUGAGCCUGACAGUGCUCAGCCUGAGAGGGCAGCCACACCACGGCCCCUCCACCACUGUCACCCCGUGGGCUGUUUCCCCCCCCAUCCUCCCCACACCCCCCCCCGGGGCCACCCCGGGACACACGGACUUGCACUGAGCACAGGUGGGGCUGGGCCCACCCCCCACCCCCUGUGCCCACCCCGCUGUACAUUUGAGAACUGGACA